Teleopsis dalmanni is the source of this 2040-nucleotide messenger RNA. It is a transcript of the gene Snmp2, whose product is annotated as sensory neuron membrane protein 2. Gene Ontology annotation, molecular function: scavenger receptor activity. NCBI's taxonomy places the organism in Eukaryota, Metazoa, Arthropoda, Insecta, Diptera, Diopsidae. Gene Ontology annotation, cellular component: membrane; cytoplasm. The coding region runs from base 257 to 1945 and encodes 562 amino acids. The record is from RefSeq and is a predicted model, not a curated record. The transcript is spliced from 9 exons.
ACACACAAAAAACACAAAAAACCAAAGCUUAAAAAUUGCAAAAAUCUUAAUUACUCAAAAACAUAAUUCAAGUACACAAUUUAAAAAAAAAGACUCGAAAUAGUUUCGAUGGAAAUUUUACCGGGUUUUUAUUUCUUGACUAGUCAAGUGCGAAAUAUUUACUAUUUAUUGUACUUUUAUUCUUAUACUCAACAUAUUCAAAAAAUCUUAUAAAUUCAGCUUAUUUAUAUAAUAACAAAAAAACAUAUAAAUAAAUAUGAAAACUCGAUUUAAUUUGGUCCAUUGGACCACGAUAGUAGGCUUACUUGGUAUUGUAGUCUCAAUACUAGGUGCCUAUUGCGGUUGGAUACUCUUUCCCACCAUGGUACACAAAAAAGUUGAAGAGAACGUUGUCAUUGCCGAUGGUUCGGAGCAAUAUAAACGUUUCGUGAAACUCCCACAACCACUUACAUUUAAAGUUUAUAUAUUUAACGUGACAAACGCACAUAAAAUACAACAAGGUGCCAUACCAAUUGUAGAAGAGAUUGGACCUUAUGUCUACAAACAAUAUCGUCGAAAGAAAGUCAAACACUUCUCCCGUGAUGGUUCGAAAAUCACUUAUGUACAAGACCAGCUAUAUUUAUUUGAUGAGGAAGCCUCUGCGCCAUAUACCGAAUCAGAUCAGAUUGUGGCACUUAAUAUGCAUAUGAAUGCAUUUUUACAAGUUUUCGAAAGAGAAAUUACUGAUAUCUUUCAGGGUUUCGCAAAUAGAAUUAAUCACAGGCUGAAUCGUACGCCAGGCGUACGCAUAUUGAAGCGCCUUAUGGAACGUAUACGUGGGAAACGUAAAUCUGUGCUGCAGAUUAGCGAAAACGAUCCUGGCUUAUCACUGCUGCUAGUGCAUUUGAAUGCUAAUAUCAAGGCGGUCUUCAAUGACCCACGUUCGAUGUUUGUAACAACAACUGUGCGCGAGUAUCUUUUCGAUGGUGUGCGGUUUUGCAUAAAUCCGAAUGGUAUAGCUAAGGCCAUUUGCAAUCAAAUCAAGGAGAGCGGCUCAAAGACUAUACGUGAGUUGAACGAUGGCAGUUUGGCGUUUUCAUUUUUUAAUCACAAAAAUGGUUCUGGACAUGAUGUAUAUGAGGUACAUACGGGCAAAGGUGAUGCAAGUCGCGUGCUUGAAAUACAAAAACUGGAUGAUUCACAUAAUUUACAGGUGUGGUUGAAUAAUACUGAUGGUGAAACGUCGAUGUGUAAUCAAAUCAACGGCACCGAUGCAUCUUCGUAUCCUCCUUUUCGUCAACGUGGUGAUUCAAUGUAUAUUUUCAGUGCAGAUAUAUGUCGCUCCGUUCAGCUAUUCUAUCAAUCUGAUAUACAAUAUCAAGGUAUACCUGGUUUUCGUUAUUCGAUUGGCGAGAAUUUCAUAAAUGAUAUUGGCCCAGAACAUGAUAAUGAGUGCUUUUGUGUUGAUAAGCUCGCAAAUGUAAUAAAACGAAAGAAUGGUUGCCUAUACGCAGGAGCAUUAGAUCUCACAACUUGUUUAGAUGCACCAGUAAUUUUGACGCUGCCGCAUAUGUUGGGCGCCUCGAACGAGUACAGAAAAAUGAUUCGCGGUCUCAAACCGGAUGCGAAGAAGCAUCAAACAUUCGUUGAUGUGCAGAUGCUCACUGGUACGCCGCUUCAGGGAGGCAAACGCGUGCAGUUCAACAUGUUCUUGAAGAGCAUAAAUCGCAUUACGAUCACGGAGAAUCUGACAACCGUGCUAAUGCCAGCUAUUUGGGUGGAGGAAGGCAUUCAGCUAAACAAUGAGAUGGUAGCGUUCUUCAAAAAGAAACUAAUAAACUCCCUAAAGACACUGAAUAUUGUGCAUUGGGCUUCACUGUGUGGUGGCAUUGGAGUGGCAUUAAUUUGUCUGAUGUAUUAUGUCGUGUACCGUCGAAAACCCAUUGAAGAAGCACCGCUAAAGUAGGAGGACUUGUUAAAAGUUGUUCGGGUUAUAGAUAAAUCUAACUUUAGCAUUAUAAUAUAUGUAUGUGGUUAAAUAUAUGUAUAUGUUUGUUAUUA